AUGGGUUUGUUUAGCAGAAAGAAAGUGACCAAUGACGAAGCUGACCGAAAGGAUUUAAGUAUCAGGAAUAGGCCCAAUCAAUUGGGACGACCAACGCCUCAGGCGUCGGUUCCCCCGCGACGGCUGGCACCUCAAGCACCGCUAACUUUGGUUAGUGCCUCUACACCUGGAGGGCAAGCACGGCUGAGCUUUCCAACGCCGGGUGGAGUUAUGAGCCGCCCUGUGGGGAACUACAGCCCAUCAGCGCUGGAUCAUCCCUCAGUGAGCGAUCAUACGUCAAUAAGAAAGGUGACUGCAGUGAGAGAGAAUUCUUCCGUGGCAGAGAAUUCCUGCCUGAGAGAGAAUUCUUCGGUUAAUAAUCGUUUACAGGCGAGAGAUCACUUAAACGGUCUUCUGUCCCGAUCUGUAGACUCAAGCGGCCGUGGGCAGCGGCCGUGCGCAGCGAGUCAAGAGGUACGAUUAACAGGAUCUCAGCCACCCCCAUUGUCCAAUGCUUUGCAAUCGGGGCUGGGGGGACCGCAAGCACCACCGAUUGGUGACGCCAAGUCAGACUUGGGAGUACGAAGUACUCGAAAUCUGUCACCAUCCGCAGAUUUAUCCGUCAAGGACGGGUCAGUGUGUAGGUGGACACCACAACCCCUGGAGGAGGGCAAAAAGGCUUCGUUAGUGAACGCGGAUCAUAUGCCGCACACCGAUCAGUUUACCCGAGGAUAUGUGAACAGGGAGUUGAAGGAUUUCCCAUAUUCUGCAAUGCCAACAUUCCACAUGAAGCAGAGGCGUUUGCGUUCGAUACAAGUUAUAUCUUACACCCACGCGCCGGAAGCCCCGGUUUCGCCGCGGAAGGGGUGUUUGUCUCCCAGGAAGUUUGAGAGAUCCACCUACGACGAAGCCGUGAUGGCUGUGGUGAUAUGUUUGUGCAGUACGAUCUCGGCACAUCUCAUUGUGGGGGACUUGAUUCAACUGGACCAGACACGAUGGGUGCAAGGCUUAGCCAAGUCCGCGGCGGUGUGCUUGGCCGUGUAUACGACUGUGCGUCUAGGGCUGCCUCAGCUGGCAUACAACGUGAUGAAGUUACCUUUCAGACUAUACGGGAUAUGGGCGGGAAGACGUGCUGGAGAUGGUGUGCAGAAGGAAGUGUUUCAUCCUGAGACGGUUCUCACAACUGCAGGUCCUGGAGAGGCGAGUGCUGCUGGAGACGAAUUGACUGACGCUGGCUUUAUGAGCGGGUCGGGUGUCAUGAGUGACGCCGGAUGCUCAGCUCGCGUCAGCUCCAACACCAACGCUGGAACGCGACGGUCUGCCCACUGGUCGACCGUGGAUUUUCGCUAUGAUGCUGGUCCGUCCCCCGCUGAGUGCAGGCAAGGCCUCUUAACUGAGAGUACGAAAGCUUUCUAUGCCUACAGAACCCUGGAUGGGUCUCCUCUUGGCACCAACGACCCGAUUGUCUUCACCAACUCGCUGACUGACUCUCAAGAGAACACUGUCGUUGACCGGCAAAUAUACUUCAAGCGGACGGCUGGGGGGGUCCCCCUGGAAUCUUCCAGAACGUCUCGUAGCAGGCCGGAAAGUGAGCACGAAAUCCCUCUGGAAGGAACCAUAUCCUCCAGUUUACCGUGCAGAGUAGAAGGGCGGAUUCGAGUCACGGAAACACCUCAAGUCUAG
This is a messenger RNA of Gregarina niphandrodes, 1662 nucleotides long. RefSeq lists its product as hypothetical. Lineage: Eukaryota; Apicomplexa; Conoidasida; Eugregarinorida; Gregarinidae. The coding region runs from base 1 to 1662 and encodes 553 amino acids. The transcript has a single exon. The record is from RefSeq and is a predicted model, not a curated record.